Messenger RNA from Sphenostylis stenocarpa, 1245 nucleotides. Lineage: Eukaryota; Viridiplantae; Streptophyta; Magnoliopsida; Fabales; Fabaceae. The record is from the annotation of a GenBank genome assembly.
AUGGUUAGAGACGAUCUAUACAUCACCGUUCCAAGUUUCUUCCGCUGCCCCAUAUCCCUCGACGUCAUGAAAUCCCCUGUCAGCCUCUCCACCGGCGUUACCUACGACCGCGCCAGCAUCCAACGCUGGCUCGACAACGGCAACAACACCUGUCCCGCCACCAUGCAGGUUCUCCAAACCAAGGAAUUCGUUCCUAACCGAACCUUACAGAGGCUCAUCCAGAUCUGGUCUGACUCGCUUCACCACCAACUCCACUCGCCUCCCUCCCCUACCUCCACUCUCCCCUCCAAGGACCAAAUCCUCGUCGCUAUCUCCGAAUUGCAGACUCGCGCCGACAACCGCUUCGACUCGCUCGCGAAAAUCGCGCGGUUCGCGCAGGAGUCCGAGGAGAACCGCGAUUUUCUCGUCAGAACGGAAUGCUUCGUGCCGCUGCUGGUUGGCUUCCUCGACAAUGUCAAUGGCGGCGUCGAGUUCCUCGAACAGGUUGUUACGGCGUUGGAUUUGGUUAUCGGCAAAAUGGAAGAUCGGGAGGGGCUGAAAAACUUGAUACUGAAGAGGCCGGGCGAGGGAGAUAAACAGAGCGUGGAUUCUCUGCUUCUCGUUCUGCAACAAGGAAGCCAGGCCGCACAAAUCGCAUCGGCUAGGGUUUUGAAAUCCGUCGCGGUGGACGUUGAAUCGAAGCUGUUGAUAGCGGAGAAGGAAGGCUUAGUGUCCGAAUUGCUGAAACUAAUCACGCCGGAGAAAGAUCCGGAUCUAGUUGAGAACUGUUUGUCGUUCCUGGUCGCGAUUUCGUCUCCGAGACGGAGCAAGAUGAAGCUGGUGCGUCUUGGAGCGGUUAAGGUGUUAUCGAAGCUCCUUUCGGCUUCGAACAUGAGUGUGUCCGUGACGGAGAAGGUUCUGAAGUUGGUGGAAACGGUGUCGUCUACGAAUGAAGGGAGGUCGGAGAUAUGCGAGGAUUCAGCGUGCGUGGCGGCGAUAGUGAACAAGGUGCUGAAAGUGUCGAGCGUGGCAACGGAACACGCCGUUACGACGCUUUGGAGCGUUUGUUAUCUGUUUCGGGAUCAAACGGCGCAAGAAGCCGUUACGAAGGCUAACGGCUUGACCAAGAUUCUGCUUCUGAUGCAGAGUAAUUGCUCGCCGCAAGUUCGCCAAAUGUCUGCGGAUUUGCUCAAGAUAUUUCGGGUUAAUUCUAAGUCGUGUCUUUCAUCUUAUGACACCAAAACCACUCAUAUUAUGCCCUUUUGA